Molecule: messenger RNA, 1660 nt
Organism: Capsella rubella
Lineage: Eukaryota; Viridiplantae; Streptophyta; Magnoliopsida; Brassicales; Brassicaceae
Product: tudor domain-containing protein 3
Exons: 6
Coding region: 101-1453 (450 amino acids)
Cellular component (GO): nucleus
Source: RefSeq, a predicted model, not a curated record
CCCUCUUUUGUUUUUUUUUGUCUUUUUCCUUUUUAUUUAUUAGCAUUUUACCCCGAAUUAGAAUCUCGAAAUUCUCCGGUGCGACCAGAGGAUCGACGCAAUGGAGGGAACAUCCACCUCCUCCGCCGGCGACCACGCCCACGCCGUCGUGAUAAAUGCCCUAACCAACCGGGGCUGGUGCUUCAGAGACGUAUCUUACCUGAAAUCUCUUGUCAAUGAUAUAUACUCCUUGAUUGGCGGCGGUAAUCAAACAAGCGCGGUGGUGGAGUCAGUGGAGGCCGAGCUGCUUAACAUGGAUAUUAGGUUAAUCGGAGGCAAGUCCCUCCCUGACUCAACAGAGUUACGCAGGUGUUCUCAUCUCCAAGGCCCCAAAGUGCUCCAGAUAAGUUCUGUUAGGGAUGUUACAAGAAGUAGCGCAGAGGAAUUCCUGGGAAAUUCAAAUGGUAAACGAGUGCUCAAAUUCGCUCUGACUGAUGGGAAGACUGAGAUAUCCGCACUUGAGUACUCUCAUAUUCCAUCGAUUAGCAGUGAUGUGAUUCCUGGUACUAAGGUCCGUUUAGAAAAUAAGGCUGUGGUACGUGACGGUCUAGUAUGUUUGACUCCGAAAGAGGUGACUUUAUUGGGCGGUAAUGUGCCAUCACUCACUGAAGAAUGGCAGAUGAAGAAAAAAUAUGCUAGUUUGGCUAGUUCAUCUGGAAGGAAAUCUCAGGAAAGCAAAGCUGGUGAUGGCCCUCCCCCAUUUGAGGAGUUGCAGAUCCGAAGAGGUUCCCAUCACCGUGAUUACAACAAGACGACUUCGAGGAACAUCAUACCUACUGCUGCAGAAAGCAACGUAAAACACACCGGCGGAGAAAAAGGUGAAAGUAGUGAAGCUGGUGGGAACAAACAAGGUACAGAUAAGAAUUUACAACGGAAUCCUGCAGAUUCUGAUCCAAAUAUAUCUGUCAAAGUUGAAAAUCAGGAAAAGCCAAGCAGUUCAGACACAAGACCUAAACAAGUGGUGGAAGCUAUUCCUUUACAGAACCAAGCGGCUGCGCAGAUACUUCUUGAGAAAAUGAAAAAUUCGAGUUCAAAUGACCGGCAGUACCAAGGAAGAAGAGGUAGAGGUAGAGGUAGAGGUAGAGGGAGGGGGAGAGAAGAAGAAGACUCUGCAGUGUUUACACUGGAGGAGUGGGAAAAGAGGAAUACUGGCGGGGGAGUUCUUGCAACGGCAGACCAUCCAAGCGACACCACCCGCGAUGAAGAUCUUGCAUGGCAGCUUCAGAAUCAGUUUGAUUUGGAAGACUCUUAUGGACAGGAGAUGCAUGGAACCGGGGCAGUGGAUAUCAGAAUGAAUAUGUUUGAUUACGGAAGACCAGACAAUGACUUUGGCCAUGGAAGGGGAAGAGGGGGAAGAGGGGGAAGGGGAAGAGGAAGAGGGCGGGGAAGAGGACGGGGAAGAGGACGUGUGUAGAUUGUGUAAUGCAAUCAUCCAGGCUUGCGGUGAUUAAACCAAACUUCAUCAUUUACAUCUGUAUAUCUUUUAUUGAGAGCAUUAUAGAUUCUUCGGGAAUAACUCAUGUAUGCUUUGGUCCUCACAGUCACAGGUGUAGCAGCUCUGAAUCUGUAUGUACAUGGUGUUUUUAAUGUUUCAGUUAACCGUGAGAAGUUUUGAAUUUUA